Molecule: messenger RNA, 1605 nt
Organism: Talaromyces atroroseus
Lineage: Eukaryota; Fungi; Ascomycota; Eurotiomycetes; Eurotiales; Trichocomaceae
Exons: 5
Coding region: 1-1605 (534 amino acids)
Biological process (GO): ergosterol metabolic process
Cellular component (GO): endoplasmic reticulum membrane
Molecular function (GO): ergosterol O-acyltransferase activity
Source: RefSeq, a predicted model, not a curated record
AUGUCGACAACGGCCACAUCCAAUGGCUCUAUGACUUCUCAGGUCUUGAGAGCUCGAGCUCUCAAGUCUAUGCAGAUUGCGGAUGACCAUGCCGCGCCUCCUACCCCUGUUUCGGACAAGGAUGUGGUCAAUUCAAGUGGCACGUCCACGCCAAUUCCAGAUGAUGCACCACCCUCCGUCCGGUCCAAAUCGUCCGCACGCAAGCAAGUACGAGCGAGACGUCGCCUUUUUCAUACUAUCGACUAUGUUCCUCGAGUGUCCCACUUCGAUCCCCAAAGCGACUAUCACAACUUUCGUGGCUUUUUUACAUUGUUUUGGAUUGCGCUGUUUAUUAUGGUGGUUACUACGGUUCUGCGCAAUAUUAAAGACACGGGCCAUCCAUUGCGAGUAAAAGUCUGGAGUUUAUUGACGGCCAAUGUGUGGCAGUUGGCAAUUAGUGAUGGAGUGAUGGUAAUCAGCUCCGGGCUCGUGCUACCUGUUCAAUUGUUAGUCCGCAAUAGAGGGGGAUGGCUGCGAUGGUACCGAGGAGGAAUCCUGUUCCAGAGCCUCUAUCAAAUUGGAUGGCUCACUCUAUGGAUCAAAUGGCCUUUCAUGUUACAGUGGACUUGGACAGCCCAAGUUUUCUUUACUCUACAUACUUUGACCAUCCUCAUGAAAGUCCACUCAUAUGCUUUCUACAAUGGUCACUUGAGUGAGACCGAGCAUCGUCUGUCCGAGCUUGACAAACCGGGUCAGGGGUCGAUGGCAGCGGCUGUGCGAUAUCCAAGCUCCCCGGCUCGUGCAGAGACUAUGAACGACACCUUUAAGUUCAAACAAGAUGAGCCCUUGUCCAAGCUGCGCGAUGAUUUGGCGACAGAAUUGACGUCUCCUUUGGGCCAUGUAACCUAUCCUCAGAACCUCACGACCAGAAACUUUGUGGACUUCCUGUUUUGUCCCACAUUGUGUUACGAGAUUGAAUAUCCUAGGACACCAAGCAUACGCUGGUCGGAGGUGUUCUUCAAGGCAUUGGCAGUGUUUGGGUGCAUUUUCUUACUGACACUGACUAGUGAGGAAUUUAUCGUCCCAGUCCUCAAUGAUGCAAGUGUCAGCCUCAUGGGCGUCAAAGGUGCUGCAGACCAAGCUCUAAUUCUAGCGGAAACCACAAGCAUGCUACUAUUCCCGUUUAUGAUUACUUUCUUGCUAGUGUUCCUAGUCAUCUUCGAAUACCUGCUCGGCGCAUUUGCAGAGAUCACUCGCUUUGCAGAUCGACGUUUCUACUCUGAUUGGUGGAACUCAUGUGACUGGUUGGAAUUCUCACGAGAAUGGAACAUCCCCGUACAUCACUUUCUACGCCGACAUGUCUAUUUCUCCGCCAAAUCAUAUUUCUCGGGCCCAGUCGCCAUGUUUAUUACUUUCCUCGUUAGCGCUCUUGCUCACGAGCUUGUCAUGAGCUGCAUCACGAAGAAGUUGCGAGGUUAUGGAUUUUUACUGAUGAUGCUUCAAUUACCUAUCAUCGCAAUUCAAAGGACGAAGAUAAUUCGACAGGCGAAGACAUGGAAUAACAUUGUGUUCUGGUUUUCUAUGAUUCUCGGUCUUUCGAUGUUUAGAACUAGUGAUUUAUCAUAA